CAAUAAGAGCCCUCCCCUCCCCCUAAGCCUUGGCAGCCCCUCAGUUGUAGGAAGGGCGUAUGGGACUCUUGCUAUGGGAAGGUGGCGGCUGGUGUGGCAGCCAUGGCGCUGCAAAAAGCCCCCCGUUCUGCUAGGGCCGGCACUCCAUCCCAGAAAUGCAUCCACCUUCCCGCUCCCGCGACAACCUUUGCCCCCUCUAGCGCAAACCAUGGCUCGAUAUCUGCGCUCUUUGGAGCCCCUGGUAAGCCCCGAAGAGCUGGAGCAGUCACAGCAGCUGGUGAAUGAAUUUGGGGCACCUGGUGGAGAGGGGGAAAGGCUCCAGGCUCGACUGCAACGCAGGGCAGCUUGCAUGGAAAACUGGAUCACAGAUUGGUGGGUCCAGUCGGCCUAUCUGGAAAGCCGACUUCCCCUGGCUGUUCACUCCAGCCCAGCUGUGGUGCUGCCAAAACAGGAUUUUAAUGACUGGAAAGGCCAGCUGAGGUUUGCAGCAAAACUCAUUGCUGGUAUGCUGGACUUCAAAGCCAAGAUUGACUAUCAGACCCUCUUGGUUGAAUAUUCCCGGGGCUAUCCUCUCUGCAUGGACCAGUAUUCCCGCCUCUUCGCCUCAUGCCGUCUUCCAGGACCAAAACAUGAUUCUGUCUUGCUACCUCCACCAGGCCGGAAACCAGCCACAUAUAUCACAGUAGUCCGCAACUUCCAGUUCUUCCAGCUUGAAGUUUAUAACAGCGAUGGAACGCCUCUCACUGUCGACCAGAUUCACUCACAGCUCCAGCGAAUCCGUGGACAGUCAUGGAAGACUGACAAGGAGCCCCUGGGGGUGCUGACCAGUGACCACCGACACACAUGGGGACAGGCUUACACCACUCUCAUGAGAGACAAGCUGAACCGGGAUUCGGCACGUGCCAUCCAGCGUAGCCUUUUCACGGUCUGCCUGGACGCGCCUGUUCUGAAGGUGUCGGAUGCACGCGCAUCAAGCCGUCUUGCAGCACAGAUGUUGCACGGGGGUGGCAGCUACUCCAAUAGUGGUAAUCGCUGGUUUGACAAGACUUUGCAGUUCAUUGUGGGAGAAGACGGCUCUUGUGGGGUGCUUUAUGAACAAGCAGUCGCUGAAGGACCUCCAAUCGCCACCAUCAUAGACCAUGUCCUUGACUACUGCAACGAUCCUAACCCAGUUCGUGCUCCGUUGAUCCCUCUACCUUUACCCAAAAAACUCUACUUCUGUUUCACUCCAGAAAUCAAACGUGACAUUGAACAUGCCAAGCAAAACCUGGACAUCCUCAUCACAGAUUUGGAUAUCAGCUGUUUCACUUACCAGGGGUUUGGCAAGGAUUUUCUCAAACGCCUGGGGCUGAGCCCGGACUCUGUUCUGCAGGUGACACUGCAGCUGGCAUAUUACAGAGCACAUGGGGAACUGUGUCCCACUGCUGAGUCAGCCUCACUCCGUCGCUUCCACCGUGGUCGGACAGAGACCAUCCGCUCCACUACCUCUGCUGCACUGGCCUUUGUCCAGGCCAUGGCUGAUGAUAAGCGUCAGGCUUCGGAGAAGCUGUCUUUGCUGCAAAAAGCAAUUAAGGUCCACAGCACCCUCACAGAGCAGGCUCUGGAUGGCCAAGGUAUCGACCGCCAUUUGCUGGGGCUAAAACUGGAGGCCAUUGCUGACGGCUUCCGGGUACCAGAACUGUUUAUGGACACUUCCUACGCUGUUGCCUCUUAUUGGAAGCUCUCUACAGGGCAGGUAGCUGCCCGCACAGAUUGUGUGAUGUGCUAUGGACCACUGGUACCCGAUGGCUAUGCCGUCUGCUACAACCCUCUGCCGGCCCAUGUUAACUUUUCUGUCACCGCCUUCAAUUGUUGCCAGGAGACCAACGCUGAGCAUCUGGCUGGAAGCCUUCAGAAGGCACUGGAUGAUGUGGGAGCCUUGCUAGGGAACCGUAAAGAUGGGGAAUUAUGAACGUCAUCCUUGAGACACACUCCAUUCCUCUUUUCUUUCUCCCUAGACCACACCUGACUUGGGCUUACAGAGAGCUGUUUGCCUUGUGUCAACAUUUCACCCAUAAUUCCAUAGGCCCAGGAUCUUUGCACUGCCUUCCUCUCAUGCCAAAGCUCACGAUGCAGGUCUCUUUCAGUCUUUCCUGCUGACACUCCUUACCCAUAAUGCUCUUUGUAAUCCACCAGAGUUCCUAGGGUGAAGCAUGUGUUGGUGGGGUUUUUUUUACACACGGUCUUAAUACAGAGCCCAGUCUAAUUUAUUUCCAGGUUGAAUAAAGAAAAAGAU
Messenger RNA from Eublepharis macularius, 2275 nucleotides. RefSeq names its product carnitine O-acetyltransferase-like. The record is from RefSeq and is a predicted model, not a curated record. The transcript is spliced from 14 exons. Gene Ontology annotation, cellular component: peroxisome. Gene Ontology annotation, molecular function: carnitine O-acetyltransferase activity. Bases 74 to 1951 code for a protein of 625 amino acids. Lineage: Eukaryota; Metazoa; Chordata; Lepidosauria; Squamata; Eublepharidae. Gene Ontology annotation, biological process: carnitine metabolic process, CoA-linked.